Messenger RNA from Trichomonas vaginalis G3, 581 nucleotides. RefSeq names its product KilA, N-terminal/APSES-type HTH, DNA-binding family. The transcript has a single exon. The record is from RefSeq and is a predicted model, not a curated record. The annotation marks the transcript as partial. Lineage: Eukaryota; Parabasalia; Trichomonadida; Trichomonadidae.
AUGCAAAGUAUUUUGAAUGCUCUUCGUUCUACAAAGCAAGCACGUCAUUGGUUUGAAAACCAACAGACAAAAGAACUUUUAGAAGAAUUUCCUCAUAUGUUUGCGACCGGUAGAAAACAGCCGGUCGAGAUUCCGUACGAAAAUCGUGAAAAAUUGCCAAACGGUUUGAGAGGAUAUUAUGUACAUAGACUUCUUGUAAAUGCUGUUGCAAUGUGGGCUUCACCUCGCUAUGCUUGUUAUAUUUUCAUGAUGUUAGAUGAAAUUCAUAGACAAGAACGUGAAGAGCUAGAGAACAAGCUUGAAGCAAAAGACAAAAACAUACAGAAAAGAAUACCACGUUCGGUACCAAAAGGAAAGGAAAAGAACUAUAAGUAUAUGAUUUAUACUGAAGAGAUGGAAAAUGAAGAAGACAGAGAUAUGGUUAUGUUGCAUUUAGUCAGAAGAAACAACAAAAGCUUUUACGACCUUGCUAAGAUUUACAAAUCUGACAGAAAUUGGUUCUAUCGUGAAAACUUACCGAUUUCAAUGACACCGAAUGAAGAUGUGAAACAAAUAGUUCAAGAUACUUUACCUCAAACACA